GAAGGAAGCAGGGAGGGGGUUGGGAGCCGUGGGGGCCAGACUAACCCAAGCACUCCCGCUGGACUGGCCGCCAUGGGGCUGAGGCUGCUCCCACUGUUGCUGCUCUGGACACAGGGGACCCAGGGGUCCAAGCUGGACCCCAAUGGGCGGCAUGUCUGUAUGGCCAGCAGCCCCUCUGCUGAGCUCCAGUGCUGCCCAGGCUGGAGGCAGAAAGAUCAAGAAUGCACCGUCCCCAUCUGUGAGGGGGUAGAUGCCUGCCAGGAAGAUGAAGUAUGUGUGAAACCAGGCCUCUGUCGAUGCAAACCUGGAUUCUUCGGGGCCCAGUGCAACUCCCGCUGCCCGGGCCAGUACUGGGGCCCCGACUGCCGUGAGAUCUGUGCGUGCCACCCACACGGCCAGUGCGAGCCGGCCACAGGCGUGUGCCACUGCCUAGCGGACCGCUGGGGCGGCCGAUGCGAGUUCGCGUGCGCCUGCGGCCCCCACGGGCGUUGCGACCCCGCGACGGGCGCGUGCCGCUGCGAACCCGGCUGGUGGUCGUCCACUUGCCGCCGUCCGUGCCAGUGCAACCCGGCGGCGGCGCGCUGCGAUCCAACCGACGGCUCCUGCCGCUGCGAGCCGGGGCCCUGGAUGCUCUCCAGUGUCCCUGGAGGCCUGGGUGGGGACUCGUUCUGUCCGCUCUGCAGUGCUCCCAUGACUCCUCCUCUUCCCAGCUGUGGCCACUGCAAGCAGAAGGAGCCAUGCUCUGCAGACACAGGCAGCUGUGCGUCCUGCGAGCCAGGCUGGAACGGAACCCAGUGCCACCAGCCCUGCCCAGCUGGCACCUUUGGCGAGAGCUGCAGGCAGCCGUGCCCCCACUGCCGGCUUGGGGAGGCCUGUCAGCCAGACACCGGGCACUGUCAGCACUGUGAGCCUGGGCGGCUGGGGCCCAGGUGUGAAGAGCCCUGCCCGACCGGGACCUUUGGGGAUGGCUGUAGCUCCACCUGCCCCACCUGUGUUCAGGGGACCUGUGAUGCUGUGACUGGGGAAUGUGUCUGCCAUGCUGGCUACUGGGGACCCAGCUGCAACACGUCAUGCCCACCUGGCUUCCAUGGUAGCAACUGCUCGGAUCCCUGUGAAUGCCCAGAGGGACCCUGCACCCCUAUCUCUGGGGCCUGCCAGCUGGGGCCUCGCAGUCAGGAUGCAGCCCUCAUCGCAGGCAUCCUUGUACCUCUGCUGCUCCUCCUCCUGGGCAUCAUCUUCUGUGUCUGCUGCUGCCGGGCCGCCCGGUUGGACCCCAAGGACAGGCCAGCAAGUGAUGGAGCUGCUGUGUCCAGGAUGAAGCUGCAGGUCUGGGGGGCACUGAGCAGCCUGGGCUCGGUGCUACCCUGUGGUUCCUUCAGCAGCCACAAGCUUCCCUGGGUGACAGUCUCACACCACGACCCGGAGAUCCCCUUCAACCACAGCUUCAUCGAGCCGCCCUCUGCGGGCUGGGCCUCAGACGACUCCUUCUCUUCUGAUCCCGAGUCUGGAGAGGACGAGAGCCCGGCCUACUGCGUGCCACCCCAAGAAGGGAUGGUCACUGUGGCCCACGGAGAGUUUCCAGAGGCCAGCCUGGCUGGAGGUCCCAUCCCUCCUCCCGAGGACGCCUCCACACCGUUCCCCAUCCCGCGCACUUCCAGUCUCGCACGGGCCAAGCGGCCAUCAGUCUCCUUUGCCGAAGGCACCAAGUUUGCGCCACAGAGUCGCCGAAGCUCAGGGGAGAUCUCCAGUCCUCUCCGAAAGCCCAAGAGGCUCUCCCGGGGGGCCCAGCUGGGUCCUGAAAGCCAGGAGGCUGAGGAGUCCAUGGGCUCAGAGAAAGCAGAAAUGGAUGAGACCCUUCCUGGUGCUGCCAGCCCCAGGGAUUCAGCCACUGGCCGCCGCCGGCUCCCCCUUGGUGGCCGGACAGUGGCUGAGCGUGUAGAAGCCAUUGAGGGCAGUGUCCUGGAGGGCUCAGGCUCUGUGACCACGAUCUACAUGCUGGCAGGGACACCCCAGUUAUCUGAGGGCCCUGUCCGGUCUGUUCUCCGCCGUUUUGGUAGCUUCCAGAAAGGCCAGGCAGAGCCCAAGGUCAAGAGUGCCAUCCCUAAGCCUCCACGCCGGGCCCUUAGUCGAAAUAAGGGCAGCCCUGGGCUGGCCUCUGGCUCUGCCAGUCAGAGCCCCAGCUUAGCCCCGAAUGAUGAGCUCACUAGGCCCUUGGAGUCUGCAGGAACUGGGCCAGAGGAAGUGGCCAGGGGGCUAGGGGAUGGCACCAAGAGCUCAGGGAGGGCCCAGGAGCUGGCCCCUGAGGGUGGCCCCCAAGAACAGGACCCCCAGAAGCUGGCUGAUGGGGAAGGGCAAGAGGAGCCCCAGUAUGAGAAUGUUGCACCCAUCUCUGGGCCACCAGCACCCUGAGAACCUUGAAUUUGGAGAGUUGGAAGACUGUGGAUGGGGGGUAGGCGUCUGAACUGCCCCUGGAUCAGAUUGUGUUUUGCUGGAAAAAGAUCUCAGGGCCAGGAAAGACAGACCAGAGCCUCUGCCCUUUCAUGGGGAAACGUCAGAGUUGGAGGCCAGUUGGCUCUGGGCCCUGGCAGUGCUCUGGGAGUGGUCUGGAAGGCCUGGGCAGAGACCCCAUAGGGUGGGGUCAGGAAGGGGAAAGAGAUGACUGCAGGGACUUUUUCUCUGUUGUCCUGGACUCUAUUUGCCCCCAAAGGCUAUUCUUUUCUACAUUUGCAAAACAUUUUUCUGAAAUGGGAAACAACCUAAAUGUUUGAUGAUGAAAGACUGGUUAAAGAAAGAUUGCUGGGGCGCCUGGGUGGCUCAGUCGUUAAGCGUCUGCCUUCGGCUCAGGUCAUGUCCCAAGGUCCUGGGAU
Leptonychotes weddellii (Weddell seal) is the source of this 2867-nucleotide messenger RNA. The record is from RefSeq and is a predicted model, not a curated record. NCBI's taxonomy places the organism in Eukaryota, Metazoa, Chordata, Mammalia, Carnivora, Phocidae.